This is a messenger RNA of Tympanuchus pallidicinctus (lesser prairie-chicken), 486 nucleotides long. RefSeq names its product sulfotransferase 2B1-like. Gene Ontology annotation, cellular component: cytoplasm. Gene Ontology annotation, molecular function: sulfotransferase activity. The record is from RefSeq and is a predicted model, not a curated record. The coding region runs from base 130 to 486 and encodes 118 amino acids. Gene Ontology annotation, biological process: sulfation. The transcript is spliced from 3 exons. Lineage: Eukaryota; Metazoa; Chordata; Aves; Galliformes; Phasianidae.
AUACCCCGUUGCUUGGGUGCAUGUCCUGCCUCCUUCCUGCAGUAAUCUCUGCAAGCAACAUGACAUUUAUCCUCCUGCGAAGUCUUUGGGGCCUGCAGAGCUGCAGCACCCAAUUCCCAUCCCAGCACGAUGCCGGUGCACUACGUGACGUACAAAGGCAUUAAAUUCCCUCCAGCCUACAACUCUGAGCACAGCUUGAGUUUUGCCCACAACGAGUUCCUGGUGCGGGACGACGACGUCUUCAACAUCACCUACCCUAAAUCUGGCACCGUGUGGAUGACUGAGAUCCUGAGCCUCAUUCGCAGCCAAGGCCACCCCAGCUGGAACCAAACUGUCCUCAAUUCUGACCGCAUGCCUUGGUUCUCAACCUGCCUGGGUCUGGAGGCAGCCCUCAGCUACCCCUCACCUCGCCUGCUGACCUGCCACCUCCCCAGGCACAUCUUCCCCAAGUCUUUCUCCCAUUCCACUGCCAAGGUGGGAUCAUAG